This is a messenger RNA of Arachis duranensis, 1814 nucleotides long. Its product is annotated as wall-associated receptor kinase 3-like. The transcript has 3 exons. Lineage: Eukaryota; Viridiplantae; Streptophyta; Magnoliopsida; Fabales; Fabaceae. Gene Ontology annotation, cellular component: plasma membrane. The coding region runs from base 86 to 1774 and encodes 562 amino acids. Gene Ontology annotation, biological process: cell surface receptor signaling pathway; protein phosphorylation. The record is from RefSeq and is a predicted model, not a curated record. Gene Ontology annotation, molecular function: protein serine/threonine kinase activity; ATP binding; calcium ion binding.
UGUAGGGUGUGACACUUACGGGUUCAUCAACACUAUUCAUGGCAGCGUAGAAAGCACAGCAGGGUGCUUGACAAGGUGCAAUAGCAUGGGUGAUAUGCAAAACGAUGGGACUUGUACGGGGAUAGGGUGUUGUAAGGUGGAUAUUCCUCCUCUUGCAAUGAAGAACAAUAACAUCAGCAUAGAGGCGAAUAGCUUCUCCAAUUUCAACACAUCAUGGGGAUUCAACAACUGCAGCUACUCCUUUAUAGCCAAAAAGGGUGGCUACAGAUUUUCAGUGAGUCAUUUGAUGAAGGGGGUAGCGUUAGAGGGGGUUCCCAUGGUUGUUGAUUGGAGCGUUGGGGAAUACGGUUGUGAAGUUUCCCGCAAGGACUUGUCUGGGUAUGUAUGCAGGGGUAAUAGCAGUUGCGAGGAUUCCAAGACUGGAUAUGGCUACCAAUGCACAUGUAACAAAGGCUUUGAGGGAAACCCCUACCAUCCCGAAGGUUGCCGAGAUGUUGAAGAAUGCAAGAACUAUAACACCCAUAACUGCAUUAGUGAAAAUCAUUGCCGUGAAACUGAAGGGUCAUUCGAGUGCUUUUGUCCUGCUGGGGAAUCUGGAGAUGGAAAAAGGGAAGGUAAAGGAUGCCAUCCAAGUGUUGUACGCACGAGGGUUGCAAUAACUGGUUUGGGCGUUGGACUUUUGAUUCUGAUUUUAGGAGCUUCUUGCAUAUGCCUGAUGUAUCGGAAAAGGAAACUAAUCCAAUUGAAAUACAAGUUCUUUGAACAAAACGGUGGUCUCGAUUUACAAGAAAAGCUUUUCCAUGCUAAAAUCUUCACUGCAGAGCAACUUAUGAAGGCCACCUGCAACUUUGAUGAGAGACUAAUCAUUGGUACAGGACAUAACAGUACGGUUUUCAAAGGAAUUUUGUCCAAUAAUAGGGUUGUUGCUAUCAAGAAGUUCAGGGAACUAGAUCAGAGCCUAAUCGAGGAAUUCGUUGAUAGGUUGGUCCUUCUAGAACAAAUCAGACACAAGAAUGUGGUCCCCAUAUUGGGUUGUUGUUUAGAGAGUGAAAUUCCUUUUCUGGUUUAUGAAUUUUGCGAUAAUGCUACCCUUUUUGACAACCUACACAAGGAAGACAAGAUCGAAUUAUCAUGGAAAAUUCGUCUACAGAUAGCAAUAGAGGUAGCUAGAGCUCUAGAGUAUUUGCACUCGAGUGUCGCAAUAAUACCAAUCAUCCACGCAAAUGUCACGAGUGCCAACAUUCUGCUUGAUGACACUAAUACUGCCAAAUUACUAUUUGAUUUUACUUCAAUGUAUCAAGUUGAUUAUUUGGACCCGGAGUAUUUUCACAUACGGCAAUUUACCGAGAAAAGUGAUGUGUAUAGUUUUGGGGUUGUUCUUGCAGAAUUGAUAAUAGGGGAUAAACCAAUUAAUGUUGAGAAUCCAAAAGGGGAAUUUCCCCUUCUUGCUAAGCAGUUCAUCUUAACUUUGGAAAAGAAUUGCCGGCUUGAUAUUCUUGAAACUGGCAUUGUGAAUAAAGAAAAUGAGGAGGAAAUCAUCCAAGUUGCUCUACUUGCAGCAAAGUGUUUGAGACUUCAUGCAAAAGAAAGGCCUAGCAUGGGAAUGGUUGCAGUGGAGUUGGAGAAUAUAAGAGAGAAGCAUCAAAUCAAACGCAAUUCAGACCUAAGUUUGACCAAGAGUCUUCACUUGUUUGAUGAUACAUUUGAGCAUGGCAAUAGUAGCACUAGCAGUGUCCAAAACAGUGGCUACGAAUCAUGUACCGAUUCAAUGUAAGAAGUAUCAAUCAAAAGUUUAUAGCAAUGAUUUCAUUGGA